AUGCAAUGUUCGACAUUAUCCGCCACUUCCCUUGACAACAAGCCGAAAAUUGGCAUCCGACAAGCACUAACGCAACAAAAACAACAACAACAAAAGCAACUCAGUUCGCCUGAAUCUGCCGGGCAGACCCCAACCUCCACAUUGUCUUCGUCGCCAUCGUCGUCAUCAUCCGCCUCCCCACAAAAUAACAACGCCUCUUCCGUGAAAACGGCUCCUCCCACAGAAACAAAUGCUAGCACAUCCAUUGUCACAACUUACACUAAUUCUUCAUCGGGUGGAAACGUCCAAACGGCGGUUCCCCAACAACCGUCACAGCUACCUAUGCCGCUCUCACAGACGAGGGUGAUGCACUCUUCCCAACCGACACCGCAGCAACUGCAUCUCACUCAACCGCCCCAACCCCCGCAGUCACAACAGCAUCAUCACCACCAACAACAACAACAACGCUCACUUCAAAUAAAUAACACAAACUCCAGCACUACGUCCUCGCAUUCAACACCCCACCACCCAUCCCAUCAUCACCAGCCACCCCCGCCGCAACAGCCCCACCACUCAUCCGAGUGGAUGCUACAAGGACUCGUAUCAGCCUCUGGCCCCCAUCAGAUGACAAACAGCUCGGAACGUACCUGGAUGGCAUCACCGGAGUUUACCAACACGCCAGGGGCGGCGUCGGUGGGGUCAGCCAGUCUAGGAGGGUCAAUCAGUGGGUCGCAGGGUGUUGUCGUAUCAUCUAGUUCUGCCAGUAGUACGAAUAAGCCCUACUCGGUACCCCCAGGUAGCCGAGGUCGUCGCUCUGAACAUUCGCACACACCGCGUCCCAUGAAUGCAUUCAUGGUGUGGGCCAAGAAAGAACGAAAGAAACUUGCUGAUGAAAACCCUGACGUGCAUAAUGCGGACUUGAGCAAAAUGUUAGUCGGUACAUAUCUGUCUCUUACUUCAUAUCUAUCUAUCUAUCUAUCUAUCUAUCUAUCUAUCUAUCUAUCUAUCUAUCUCUUAGUCUGCUCAUAUCUAUCUAUCUAUCUAUCUAUCUAUCUAUCUAUCUAUCUAUAUAUCUAUCUCUUAGUCUGCUCAUAUCUAUCUAUCUAUCUAUCUAUCUAUCUAUCUCUUAUCUGCUCAUAUCUAUCUAUCUAUCUACCUAUCUAUCUAUCUAUCUAUCUAUCUAUCUAUCUCUUAUCUGCUCAUAUCUAUCUAUCUAUCUUAGUCUACAUCUAUCAUCUAUCUGCUAUCUAUAUCUAUCUAUCUUAUCUAUAUCUAUCUAUCUAUCUAUCUAUCUAUCUAUCUAUCUAUUAUUCUUCUCAUAUUUAUCUAUCUUUACCUAUCUAUGUAUCUAUCUACCUCUUAGUCUGCUCAUAUCUAUCUAUCUAUCUAUCUAUCUAUCUAUCUAUCUAUCUAUUAUUCUUCUCAUAUCUAUCUAUCUUUACCUAUCUAUGUAUCUAUCUAUCUCUUAUUCUAUCUAUCUAUCUAUCUAUCUAUCUAUCUAUCUAUCAUUUAACAUUGCCUCUUUUCACCUUUUUUCUUUCUCUUUAUUUCUGUUGCAUAAUUCAUGUUUCUUUCAUUUUUUUUUCCCAUUUCAUGAUUGUUCCUUUUCCUUCUUUUUGUCUUCUCUCUAUUUUCUUUCCUGUUUUCUCGUUUUUCGCGUUCCGCUUAUACCCUAUUUUUUUCUGUCCUAUUGUCUUCUCUCUCUUUCUUUCUGGACCCCUUGUCUCCUCUCUUUUUCCUAUUCUAUUGUCCUCUUUCUUUUUCAUGUCCCCUUGUCGUCUCUCUUUCUUUACUGUCCCCUUGUCUUCUCUCUUUCUUUCCUUUGCCAUUCUUAUCUCUCUCUUUUUCCUGCCGCUUGAUUUAUCUCUCUUUUUUUUCCCCCGUUUCCAUUUGAUCUCUCUCUUUUUCCUGUUCCCCUGUCUUCGCUCUCUCUCUUUUCCUGUCGCCUUGUCUCCCCUCUCUCUUUUCAUGUCGCUCUGUCUUUUCUCAUUUUCACUGUUUCCUGUUCCUUUGUUUAUAUCUCACUUUCUCUUUUUUCUGUUCUCGUCUUUUCUCUCUCUUUCUUUUUUCUGUCGCCUUUGUCUUCUCUUUCUCUCUUCCCUGUCCCCUUGUCUUUUCUCUCUCUUUUUCCUGUCCCUUUGUCAUCUACCCCAAAAUUCACUUGUGCCAACCCCAUUGAAGUUACACCCAGAGCAGUUAGCAAUUGAUGACAGGAAGAGCUAUCUAUCUAUCACUUUCUAUUUGUACUUCUCUCUCUCCUUGUAUUUCUCUUCCUCUCUCUUCGCUCUCUCUGUACUUGUCUCUCUCUUUCUCUCUACAUAUGUUUUUCUCUGUACUUGUCUCCUUAUAUAUAUCUGUAGUUCUCUCUUUCUCUCUCUCUUUCGCUCGUUGUACUUGUCUCUCUCCGUCUCCUUGUACGUGUCUCAUCUUUGUCUCUGUAUAUGUGUACUUCGAUUUCUCACUCUCUCCAUUUGUACUAGGAUCUCUCUCUCUCUCUCUCUCUCUCUUUGUACUUGGAUUUCUCUCUCUCUCUUUGCACUUGGAUUUCUCUCUCUCUCGUUCUCCCUCUCUGUACUUGGAUUUCACUCUCUGUGUACUUGUGUUCUUGGCUCUCUCUCUCUCUCUCUAGCUUUCUGUACUUCACUUUCUCUCUCUGUUUUUUUCUCUCUCACUCUCUUUGUACUUGAAUUUCCUUUUCUCUCUUUGUACUUGAAUUUCCUUCUCUCUCACUGUACUUGGAUUUACUUCUCUCUCUCUCUCUCACUCUCGCUUUCUUUGUACUUGAUUUUAUCUCUGUACUUGAAUUGA
Messenger RNA from Acanthosepion pharaonis, 2787 nucleotides. Lineage: Eukaryota; Metazoa; Mollusca; Cephalopoda; Sepiida; Sepiidae. The record is from the annotation of a GenBank genome assembly.